AUGAAAGCUCCAGUGGACAAAUUCUUACAGUGGACAUUUCUACCGGGGCUAAGGCUGUGCCCACCUUGGAAUCCACAUAGAGCACUUUUACUAAUUUGUGAUAAUCGCGGAAAUUUUGUUUUGUUUGAUUAUUUGCUUUCUAGAAAAGUCCCAAUUAUGGGAAAACAUCAACGCUCUAUCCGCACCUGUGCUUGGAAUAAACAAGGAACACUGUUCGCCUUGGGCUCUGAUGAUACUCAAAUAACUAUAAAUAAUGCUGAAGGGGAAACGACUAGUACAUUUUCUUGCAAUGGGGAGAUUAUUGAAAUUAAAUUUGCCCAUUUUCGGAAUAUUGGCUCUGAGCGGUCUGAGGACUAUAUCAGCGCCAUAAUUGCCCACAAAAAUUUAAUGAUUGUUCGUCUAUCAGAACCAGAACACCCCACAAAUCUUCAAUUUCAAGAAAGAUAUGGUAAUUUAAUCAGCACUAUCUGGUUCGGAAAUGGCAAUUUAUUGGUUGGAUUUGAUGCUGGUUUUAUUGUUUGCCUUUCUGCGGAACGUUCAAGUGAUUCAAUUUCUCAAGAAUUAUUUUCUAUGCAAGAAUACAAAAAUGGACUUUCGCAUUUAUGCGUUAAUGAGACAAUGUUUAGACUCUUUUCGAUAGGCGAUAAUUUAAUGAAGAGUAGAGAUUUGGGAAACUUAGGGGAAAUAAUAGACAUUGUUGACGUUGAUUCUGAUGGCAGUGGUCUUCUACGAGUUUGUUGUUCCGAAGACGGCUCAAUGACAGCAGUAACUUCCCGUUCUGGCGCCCUUUGUGUUUAUUUAACUCGUCUUCCAAUGGUGGCUUCAGCUUCUCCCAGUUUUAUAGCUGUGUUAGCCUCCCUUUCAGAAAUUUCUAUUUAUCAGGACGGAAAUAUUUCACCUGCACAAAGCUUAAAUAUUAAAGUUGAGCCUUCUAUAAUUGCUGCAGGGUCAAAACACAUUGCAAUUGUACUCAACAACAAAGCCUGGUUUUAUGAAAUACGCCGGAACACAAACAUUUUUCUUUAUGAACAUGACUAUAUUACUACCAUUGUCAAAAUGAAAUUGAGUCGAGAUUUUGUUAUGGCAAGGCUGGAUAAACGUAUUCUCCGUGGAGGAGCAACAACAACAACUCCUUCCAAUGUCAACACCUCAUCAUCCACUACCACAUCCACAAUUUCAAAUGAUAUAUUUUUCCCUGAUUGUAAUGAAAAUUCUGCUCCAGACGAUUCUAUUUUGGAUUCUGAUUUGGCAGAAAAAUUUUUUAUUUAUUCAACCAAAAGCCAUUUAAUUUAUUAUUAUUCUUUGGCAUAUGGACGUUUUGUUUCUGAUUUUAGACAUUCCGUGGCUAUAUGUUCAUUGUUUUGUGAACCUGAUGGAAUUAGAUGUCUUUUUCUAGGUACUUUUGACAUUAGGACAUAUUUUUGA
Meloidogyne enterolobii is the source of this 1425-nucleotide messenger RNA. The record is from the annotation of a GenBank genome assembly. NCBI's taxonomy places the organism in Eukaryota, Metazoa, Nematoda, Chromadorea, Rhabditida, Meloidogynidae.